UGAGAAGGCUGUCACAGAGAAGAGCAGAAUAUAGUUCCAGCACAAACAAGUAUCUGCAAGGCAGAGAAGGUUAGAGAAUCCUGGCCCAGCGUACAGGGGUACACCAAAUCUUUCUGUAGCCCUCCAAGGACACAGGAAGCCCGAUCUGUAACCCUGCGCCCUGCCCACUGCUGACCCUGGCACACUGAGUGCAUGGACACCGAGGCAGCUCUGUGCUCAGCCAGCACCCAGAACAGCAAAAAGUACAAGCAGUGCUUAUUCUCCACGAUGGAGCAGAUGGCAGAAUGAGUAGCUGAGUACAGGAGGGAGAGAAGGAGGAAACAGAAGAGAGAGGAGCCCCACCUGCACUGCAGCCACAGCCCCCAUUACCACAGCAGCAGCAGCAGCCCCCAGAUCCAGCGCUAGAGCAAGGGGUCGGCAUGGAAAGCACCGCAGGUGGUGUCAUCACUUACAUCAGCUCCUCAAGCUCAGCCUCCAGCCCUUCCUCCUGCCACAGCGACAGCUCCAACAGUAGUUUCCAGUCAUCAGCCUCCUCUUUGCCCUCCUCUCCCAGUAGCUCUGCUUCUGAGGGGAGCAGCGGUGGUAGCAGUGGAAAUGGUGGAGGCGGUGCCAGAAAAAGUGACCUUUCUUGUGGGAGCAUCAUCUCCAGCCUGGAGGAAUCACAGAGGAAUCAACAGGUCGACACACUGUGUAUCAAGACGACCUACACGAGUGCAGCAAUCCUGACCAAAGCCCAAGGAGGACUGACAUCCAAAUUCAGCGGCAUGAUUCUCCUGUGUAAGGUGUGCGGGGAUGUAGCUUCUGGGUUUCACUAUGGAGUUCACGCUUGUGAAGGCUGCAAGGGUUUUUUCAGGCGAAGCAUUCAACAAAACAUCCAGUACAAAAAGUGCCUCAAGAAUGAAAGUUGUUCAAUCAUGAGGAUGAACCGUAAUCGAUGUCAGCAAUGUCGCUUCAAAAAGUGUUUGUCUGUUGGCAUGUCCAGAGACGCUGUUCGUUUUGGACGCAUCCCAAAGCGUGAGAAGCAGCGAAUGCUGAUAGAAAUGCAGAGUGCCAUGAAAACCAUGAUGAACAGUCAGUUCAGAGGCCCGGUACUUCAUGAAGCAAUGCCAGAGUCUCAGACACCCCCAUCAUUUUUGCCAGCAGUCCCACAUGCGGUAGAAGAGAAAUCAGGACCGAAAGCUCAAUGUUUUCCAGAAAACCUCACUCCUCCACCUCCUUCUGCUCCCCAGCACACACUACCUCCUCCACCACCACCUCCAACUUUCGAUCCUAGCAAAGAAGAUGUUAUUGGUACUGUAACCAGGGCUCAUAGGGAGACCUUCAUGUAUAAUCAAGAAGCCUCUGAAAUUCCAGCUGAAGCACAAAGAAAGAAAGAAGAAGUCAAUUAUGGUGUCAACCACAGCAACAACGAAUAUACCAUUAAACCACAUAAUUCUGCUCAUUAUCAUUUGAACGAAUACCAGAAGCAUCUGAAUGGGCACAACAAUAGCAGGAAUAUCAUGGAUUAUCAGAGUGGACGUUCCAUUAGUUUCGUCAAUGGUCACAGCGUCAACUUUUCACACGGGUCCUCCCACAAAGGGUGCAGUAAAUCGUCAGCAUUUGAUGCAUCUCAUAACAACACCAUGAAUGGCUACACAUGCAACAGAGGACGGAGAAUGCAUCUGGUCUGUCCAAUGAGCAUGUCUCCUUUCAUGAACCCAAAUAAAUCUGGUACUCAAAUCUGGGAGGAGUUUUCAAUGAGUUUUACACCUGUUGUAAAGGAGGUAGUGGAGUUUGCCAAGCGCAUUCCAGGAUUUAAAGAUCUUUCACAGCAUGAUCAGGUCAACCUUCUGAAGGCUGGAACAUUUGAGGUAUUGAUGGUACGGUUUGCGUCACUGUUUGACGCAAAGGAACGUACUGUCACCUUUCUCAGUGGGAAGAAGUACAGUGUGGAUGAGUUGCGCACGAUGGGAGCUGGAGAUCUUCUGAACUCAGUGUUUGACUUUAGUGAGAAACUCAGUGCUCUCCAACUUAGUGAGGAAGAAAUGAGCUUGUUUACAGCAGUUGUCCUGGUUUCUGCUGAUCGAUCUGGUAUUGAAAACGUAAACUCUGUUGAAGCAUUACAAGAAACUUUGAUCCGCGCGCUUAGAACUUUAAUCAUGAAAAACCAUCACAACGAGGCCUCAACCUUUACCAAACUCCUACUCAAGUUGGCAGAUCUGCGUUCCCUCAAUAACAUGCACUCAGAGGAGCUUCUGUCCUUCAAAAUUCACCCAUAGGCCUCUUAAUGUGUCAUGUCUACUGUAUAUUGUGUGACAGACCUAUAUUGUUAGCAUUAGGCCAAAUUCUCUUUAGCAAUUGGGCAACCAUAAAACCACUUGUGUAGAACCAGUCCAACUCAAACACAUUUGUGCCUACAACACCAUUAUACAUUCUCCUAGCACACGAUCCCCCAAUAUGUGGCUUGGAAAUGCCAACUAAAGAACAGAGAAACCUGCCACCAUUUGUGUCAUUUUUACUGCAGAGCAGAGUAGAUAUCCAAUAAACCAAAACUGUCUGGAAGAGGCAAGCAGUUUGAGUUGUGUUGGAACCGGGGAAGUGGUUUUUGAUGUUGCUCCAACGUGGGAGGAACCAAAAUAGGAAUAUACCAAAAAAUAUAUAAUUGGCAUUAAAGCACUUUUCUGAUCAGAAUAUGAUCACCAAGUACAGCUGCAUGGCACCUUUAGAGAGUCGGUGAGAUAGUUGUGUAUUAUGCCCCCUAAGCAUUCAGGUUUAUCUCUAGUAGAAUACAAUAAUUCAAUUCUGUCUAGAAUAGACAUCAGAAAUCGAGUGUUGUGUCACUGUAUAGUCAUUAUGUCAUAAUUUGAGAAGGUGUAUUGUGCUUGGAAUCAUAUGUGCCUAAACUAAGACCGUUUGGGUUAUUUUCUGUUGGCACACGAGUGUUUAAUUUUUUCCUGUAUUUAAGUUUUUAUCAUCUUUUACGGAUACAAUGUGUAUGUUUAGAGAUUGUAAAUAUCUAGGUAAAAUGUUUAAAGAGAAAUAUAUAUAUAUAUAUAUAUAUGUUGGCAUCCUCACAAUAUUUUAACCUGUGGAGGAAGCUGCUAGAAAUAAUUAAAAACAAAAAAGAUUAAGAUUUAUAAAAUGUAAAAAUAUUGAAUAUGAUGAAUUUAAGAACUGUAUAUUUUUGUUUUGAAAAACUGAUAAUGCUGCAGGCGCUGAAGACAUUUAACCUUUUGAGUGCCAGUGUUGUGGCAAAUUAUUCCUACACACUACAGAGGGAUAGACCGGGCCGCUGGGUCACUUAGUCUGGCACUGAAAUUGUAAAGCCUCCCAGUGCCACUAGGUAUUGCGACAUUCUGCUUGUUUAUUGGAGCAGAGUUGCUUCUUGCUGGCACUGCUGUAAAUAUACACUAUAGGACUGUUGGGCAGGUAACAGCAAUACUAAGUCCAGGUAAACCGAAGGUAAAAAAAAGCAGCGUCCAAUCAUUCCACUGUUUUUAAAGGUACAGAUAUACCUUUUUGUAUUAUAUCGGGAUGGAGAGGGAAAACCUUUAAUUCCCGAUACUGUGACAAAUUUGAAAUGACAUCCCUGAGCCACAUGCUCUGCUUUCUUGUAGGUGAUCAGUGACCAUUUACCUGUACAUUGAACUCGUUGACUGCUUGCUUAAACUAUCUCCAAAUGCACCAAAUGGUUGAUUUAUAAGGGAGGAGGCUGCAGGCUGUAUCUCUGAAAAGCAGUAUCACAUGUAACCAUAUGGAUUAGUGUAGCAGCAUCAUGCAGACUUUUAUUUCUACCAUGAUUUAUAGGGCUUCUUGGCUGCAGGAGGUUCACAUGCAGCUACAAGGGUUAAUGAUUACAACCCUUUACAAGAGGGCUGUUUUUGGGAGCAUGUCAUUGUAAUAGACUAGCCUGGAAGCAUUCAUUAUAAAGAGUAAUUCUAGUGGUAACAUUGCACCAGAAUUAUUCUGUAUAUGUCAUCCCAUGUGUAUCAUCAUUUCUGUUAACCCCUUAGGUGCCUGGGUAGUGUUUUUCAUUCAUUUUGUUGAGGCCAUGCCAGGUUCUUUGACUGGAAAUCUGUGCAACUGGGUAAAUAUUAUCUUGUUUCACUCAGAAUAGCUAAAUAAUUUGUUACAAAUGUAUAUACAUUUUAAGUCUAGAUUUCAAGG
Molecule: messenger RNA, 4146 nt
Organism: Spea bombifrons (plains spadefoot toad)
Lineage: Eukaryota; Metazoa; Chordata; Amphibia; Anura; Pelobatidae
Gene: NR1D2
Product: nuclear receptor subfamily 1 group D member 2
Exons: 8
Coding region: 420-2258 (612 amino acids)
Biological process (GO): positive regulation of transcription by RNA polymerase II; negative regulation of transcription by RNA polymerase II; cell differentiation
Molecular function (GO): RNA polymerase II cis-regulatory region sequence-specific DNA binding; zinc ion binding; nuclear receptor activity
Source: RefSeq, a predicted model, not a curated record